This is a messenger RNA of Triticum turgidum subsp. durum (durum wheat), 1047 nucleotides long. NCBI's taxonomy places the organism in Eukaryota, Viridiplantae, Streptophyta, Magnoliopsida, Poales, Poaceae. The record is from the annotation of a GenBank genome assembly.
AUGGAUCCAGUCAACAGUGGGAAUGACAGGAGGUACUUAUACUACCCAGGGAGGGUUUGGCUUGACACUGAUGGAAAGCCGAUCCAAGCUCAUGGUGGUGGUGUGAUGUAUGAUGAGGAAACCAAGACCUACUUUUGGUAUGGAGAGAAUAAGGAUGGCAAGACCUACAAAGCUCAUGACAAGGGACCUGAUCGGGUUGACAUUGUUGGAGUAAGUUGCUAUUCUUCAACGGACCUCUGGUCUUGGACAAAUGAAGGAGUUGUGCUCCACGGAGAGGAAGAGAAUUUAUCGCAUGACCUCCACAAAUCCAAUGUCCUGGAGAGGCCGAAGGUGAUUUAUAACAACCGGACCGGCAAAUACGUGAUGUGGAUGCACAUAGACGAUGCCAACUACACGAAAUCCUCAAUCGGCGUGGCGACGAGUGCUUCUCCCACAGGACCAUUCACUUACCUCUACAGCAAGCGCCCACACAACUGUGAAAGCAGAGACAUGACCAUUUUCAAGGAUGACGACGGGAAGGCCUACCUGAUAUAUUCAUCCAAGGGCAACAGCGAGCUCCACAUUGCGCGGUUAACCGACGACUACCUCAACGUGCCCAAGGACGUGCCAAGAAUUCUCGUCGCACGAUAUCGAGAAGCCCCCGCACUCUUCAAGUUCGGCGGCACCUACUACAUGAUAACCUCGGGUUGCACGGGCUGGGCACCGAACACUGCAAACGCUCAUGCGGCGGCAUCGAUUAUGGGACCUUGGGAGACCCUGGGAAACCCUUUCCUCGGAGGGAAUGAGAUAUACAGAUCGACAACGUUCUUCUCCCAGGGUACAUUUGUGUUGCCAGUUGCAGGAUUGCCGGGUCUGUUCAUCUUCAUGGCCGACCGGUGGAAACCGUCAGAUCUGAGAGAUUCGAGGUACGUGUGGCUGCCUUUGAGGGUAGGUGGACUUCCCGAUGAGGCGGCAGAUUACAGCUUCAUGUUCCCGCUCUGGUCCAGGGUGUCGAUUUACUGGCACAAAGUGUGGCGCCUUCCUAAGCAAAGUUACCGAGCGACUUAG